Molecule: messenger RNA, 644 nt
Organism: Drosophila grimshawi
Lineage: Eukaryota; Metazoa; Arthropoda; Insecta; Diptera; Drosophilidae
Gene: RpS26
Product: 40S ribosomal protein S26
Exons: 2
Coding region: 123-470 (115 amino acids)
Biological process (GO): translation
Cellular component (GO): cytosolic small ribosomal subunit; ribosome
Molecular function (GO): mRNA binding; structural constituent of ribosome
Source: RefSeq, a predicted model, not a curated record
ACUCAGAGUUGCUAUUAAUAGAAAUUUGCAGCUGGCAACUCCCUUUUCGUACAAGUGUCGCCUGGCGUGAACACGCGGAUUUUACUUCGUGGAUUUUUUCAAACGUUAAAUAAGCUGCCGAAAUGACAAAGAAGCGUCGCAAUGGUGGACGCAACAAGCACAAUCGCGGCCAUGUGAAGCCCGUGCGCUGCACCAACUGUGCCCGUUGUGUGCCCAAGGACAAGGCCAUCAAGAAGUUUGUCAUCCGCAACAUUGUCGAGGCGGCCGCUGUGCGCGACAUCAGCGAGGCCAGCAUCUGGGACACCUAUGUGCUGCCCAAACUCUAUGCGAAGCUCCACUACUGCGUCUCCUGCGCCAUCCACUCCAAGGUGGUGCGCAAUCGCUCGCGUGAGGCACGUCGCAUUCGUACGCCGCCCGUGCGCUCCUUCCCCAAGGAUAUGCAACGUAACAACAACCAGAAUAGGAAGUAAAAUUUCGUUAAAUUGAAGGCGGCUUGCUUAUAGAAACAACAACCACCAGCUACAACAACAACAAGAAGAAGAAUCCACAUCCACACAUUAAUAUUGUAACAGUUCAUUGGUAUGGCAAUGCCGACGUUGCCGGCGUUGCCAAAUAUAUAAGCAUUCGUGUUUUUUUAAAAACAA